AUGAAGUGUAGAGAGGCGCUGCUCCUCUUCUCUAUUCUUUUUCUAUACCCAACUACCAACGCCGCACAGCUCGCUGUUCAAUGCAAAGGGAGCAAAACAGCACACCCUCUUCUUCUAAAUGAUAUAUGUUUAUCAAACAUCGGAGCAAACAAACAGUUGAAAAGCAGAGAAAACGGCUUUGGGUUCAUCGCUUCGCCUCGUGCACUCACCAUCAUCCCUUUCUCUAGAAAAGAGGCAGCUCAAGCAGCAACAACAGCAGCAGCAACAGCAGCAGCAGCAACAGCAGCAGCAGCAGCAGCAACAACAACAGCAGCGCAACCUUCAAAUGCAACCCCGCGAACGGCACUAAGACGAAAGCGUAUAUCAACUCGGCUGCAGACAGAAAAAAAAGCAGAGAGAAGAACAAACAAGGAAGAUUAUAAUUCGCUCACUUCAGGCGUUGGUAUACCAUCUGCUGCUUCUGCUGCAACAGCUGCUGCUGCAUCCCUGGCUGCAGCAGAUGCUGUAGGUGCUGCUACAGACCCUUCUCCUGCUGCUGGUGCAGCUCCUGCUGCUGCUGCAGCAGGUGCAGCUGCUGAUGAUGAAGGCGCCUUAUCUGAUUUUCCCAUUACCCGUCUGCGUACUGCAUGCAGAAAGCUGCAACUGUCUAGUAAGGGGAAGCGAGAGGAGUUGCUGCAGCGGCUGCAUGCAGCAGCUGCUGCAGAGAAGAUAUUGUCUCUUGUUCAGGAGGCUGAAACUGCUUUAGAUCUUCAGCAAACUCUCCAAAUAACAAAGGAAACAGCAGAAAAUGAUAUUCCCCUUAAAUCGAAUACGAAGCUAAACCCAAACAAAUGCCACAAAUGCAGCCGUCGAUUGUCUGCCAAAGCACGUUUCUGUUCCGCAUGCGGCGCGACCAUCAACACUGUAGGGCAGGAGACGCUGAAGGAGUUUGUUGAGAAAUCUUUCUUGCCAGUUAGAGAACAAGAAGUGGGAAGCAACACUAUGCGAGUUGAACGCGGCUUCUGGCAGUCUAUUUUACAGGUUAUAGGAGAUGUGCCGGUGGCAAAUCUUUCCUCUGCUGUUUGGGAGAAGUACUUAGGUGUGCUUAAGCGACGCAACUGUUCUCCGCGGACUCAGGUGCUGCAUCAGGUCGCUUAUUUGGCUGCAUUGAAAUAUGCAGUGCACACCAGACGUCUAGAAGGAAUUCAUCCCUUUCGCAAGAUAAGAGGGUGUACCAAACGAACUCUCGUGUCUGUGCCUUUGACAGCUGAAGAGGUAUAUCUGCUUCUAGCCGCUACUCCGAACACCAUGCACUGCGCUUUAUUUGCGGUGGGGAUUGGGGCGGGUCUCCGGCCUUCUGAGAUUUUGUCUAUGAGAUGGGAAGAUGUAAACAUGGAGGAAAUGACGGCAACGAUUCGUGGCUCAAAGACAGCAGCAUCAGCAGCCGUCAUUCCUCUUACGAAUCUCGCAGCGAGAGAGCUGAUGCGCUGGUGGGAAGAAGAGGGCAAGCCAACAAGCGGGUUGUGUUUCUACGCGGAGGGAAUUCGCACGGCUAGCAACAGGGCGAAGUUGGAGAAGAAAACGCCCAUCCGAUCAUUCAAGAAAGCUCUACUGGCUGCGGCACAGCGAGCAGGCAUUGACGAACUACGUUGUGGGGAACCGCGUCGGAUUUUUCCUUACAUACUGAGACUAGUAGAACUGCACUCCGACAAAAACGUGCUGUAUGCUCAUGAAUGCUCCAAGAGUGCAGUCUGA
Messenger RNA from Eimeria acervulina, 1734 nucleotides. RefSeq lists its product as hypothetical. Lineage: Eukaryota; Apicomplexa; Conoidasida; Eucoccidiorida; Eimeriidae. The record is from RefSeq and is a predicted model, not a curated record. The transcript is spliced from 10 exons. The coding region runs from base 1 to 1734 and encodes 577 amino acids. Gene Ontology annotation, biological process: DNA integration; DNA recombination. Gene Ontology annotation, molecular function: DNA binding.